CGCCUGCACUUACCCCGCGAAUCAGCCAGCAUGACAGUUGGCUCUGUCUUGCGCAGGUCACUGGCGACAGUAGCAUCAGGUACUAGAGCCGUCCGGCAGCGGCCUGUCGAGUACACGUCUGAGGGUGCCGUGUCUAUCUCAUACGAAGCCUUGCAGUCUGAGCCGUUGUCGCUCGCGCCUUCAAUUGAGAAGGCUUUUGGUCAUCAGCCCGAUUCGUUGGGAAUUAUCGUUGUCCGUGACCUUCCCGAGCACUACUUCGGUGCACGAGAGCGGCUGCUUAAACUCGCCUAUGCUUUCGCUAGCCUCAAUGAGCCUACUCGUGAACGUUAUGCAGAUCCAAAGAGCCGAUAUAGCUUCGGUUGGUCUCAUGGCAAGGAAAUCAUGAACGGCAAACCAGAUGUUCUGAAGGGUUCAUACUAUGCAAACCCUGUCAUGGACGAGCCUGAUAUCUCUAAGGAGCUACGAGAUGCCUACCCGGAGUACUAUGGAAAGAACAUAUGGCCCAAGGAUGUGGAGGCAGUACAAAAUUUCGAGACAUCAUUUAAGUCCCUAGGAAGAUUGGUCUUCGACAUAGGCUGUGACCUCGCAGCUGCUUGCCAGCCAUUUGGUACGACCUGACUUCCAUCUGGUUCUUCCUCGCUGCCUCAUGCUCAACUCGUCUCCGGGACAGCUUCCUCAUAUUUAACGGAUUCCUCCCUCUCGCUGAUUGACCUCAUUCGCAACUCCCAGACAGCCAAGGCGCGACUCCUUCACUAUUUUCCACCCUCCCCCAACGCCCCUCUUCCAGAGGAGGAUGAGCCCAUCGACAGUUGGUGCGGUUUCCAUCUCGACCAUUCCUUGUUGACCGGUCUCUGCUCUGUGAGUGCGCUGUC
Molecule: messenger RNA, 872 nt
Organism: Phanerochaete carnosa HHB-10118-sp
Lineage: Eukaryota; Fungi; Basidiomycota; Agaricomycetes; Polyporales; Phanerochaetaceae
Exons: 7
Coding region: 31-618 (195 amino acids)
Source: RefSeq, a predicted model, not a curated record